Necator americanus (New World hookworm) is the source of this 1296-nucleotide messenger RNA. RefSeq lists its product as uncharacterized. Gene Ontology annotation, cellular component: membrane. The record is from RefSeq and is a predicted model, not a curated record. Gene Ontology annotation, molecular function: G protein-coupled receptor activity. Gene Ontology annotation, biological process: G protein-coupled receptor signaling pathway. Bases 1 to 1296 code for a protein of 431 amino acids. The transcript has 11 exons. Lineage: Eukaryota; Metazoa; Nematoda; Chromadorea; Rhabditida; Ancylostomatidae.
AUGUUGGAUUUAUUUAAUUUACUUGGAUGGGGUGAAUUCUGGAAAGGAGAGGAUUUAGACAUCUAUCUUCGUGCUUCAUCACGGCUUGUUUAUAUUGUGAACAUAUCACAGAGUCAACCUCCAUGGCUGGCUCGACCAUUAUAUGGACUUGCUGCGCCAGCAAUUAUUCUCGUCACAUUGGUAACAAAUUCUUUUAUAGUAGUAGUACUUUCAAAUAAGAAUCUACGUACACCAACAAAUCAUAUUUUGCUUUCCAUGGCAAUCACAGAGCUUAUGACGGGUCUUUCUUCUUGCCCUUGGUUUUUGUACUAUUACACAUUCGGCGGGUUAUACGAUGAUCAAAAGUAUGGUUUGUCGGAUUUUUGGUGCAAAACACAUCCAUAUUUUGCUGUACACCUUCCUACAAUAUUUCACACUGCAGCUAUAUGGUUAACAGUAUAUUUAGCAAUUCAACGAUAUAUUUACGUAUGUUUACCGUCGCUUGUUGUCAGAUUUUGUACACCAAAGAAGACCAGACAUAUUAUCAUAUACAUAUGCAUUUGUGCUUUCGUCAGCGAAUUACCUAUAUUGCUCACUCAGUACAGCGUGAGUGUAAAGAUAUCAAAUACAACACGAAGUUGUUUCCAUAAAAAUGUGGACAUUAUUGAUAAGGUGGUAGGCGUUGACUCAUGGAAAGCGAUGUUGUUGUGCCUUCGUGCUGUUUUUGUUCAUAUACUGCCAUGUGCUCUUCUCAUCAUCUUCACCGCAUGUCUUUUCAAAACUGUCAAUGAAGCGGAUCGUAAACGUAGUGUUCAUCAAAUUCUUUGCCGAAAAGCGCAAACAACUUCUGGAUGCUUAUCAUCGAAUCGUCUUAUGCACGCUACAACACGAAUGUUAUUGGUCGUUAUCGCAAUUUUUCUCCUUAUUGAAAUUCCUGUAGCGUUAAUAUUUAUUAUGCAUUUACUAGUAGUAUUUUAUCGACUACUUGAUAUGAACGACUACAAAACUGUUAACAAUCUUUUGAUUAUAAGGAACUUCCUCAUAAUAUUGACGUAUCCGCUCAAUUUUGCUAUUUAUUUCGGGAUGAGUUCAUCCUUUAAGUUGCAGUUUCGUCAACUGUUUUCACGACAAGCACUUUAUAUUACAUCGCCAGCCGAUGGUGCUGGAUGGCGUCCUCGAUUCUCUGUACAAUUGAUCGAUAUUCAUAAAUUACGCAGGCCGAGUCGAUUAAUGCGUAAAAUGACUCAGAAUUAUGGUCAAAAACGAAUGUCUGCAACUGCACUUGAUGCCGCUGCAAUGACGGACGAAUAUCUGUGA